Zingiber officinale is the source of this 1012-nucleotide messenger RNA. RefSeq names its product NAD(P)H-quinone oxidoreductase subunit S, chloroplastic-like. Gene Ontology annotation, biological process: photosynthetic electron transport chain. The transcript has a single exon. Bases 184 to 870 code for a protein of 228 amino acids. Lineage: Eukaryota; Viridiplantae; Streptophyta; Magnoliopsida; Zingiberales; Zingiberaceae. The record is from RefSeq and is a predicted model, not a curated record.
AAAGGCCUAAAACAAUUGCAAUUACCCUAAGCAUUCGAUGCGAUAAGAGUAUUUUGUGGUCCGGAAACCUCUUCCAACCAGCAGCCUUCGCGAUCGAUCCUGCUCGACUCGACGAAGCGUACAAUUCAGGAGAAAACAAGAAGAGUGGAAUCACCUGAUCUCCUUCCUUCCUUCCAUCCAUCCAUGGCGACUUCGAUUCCCAUCCACACUACGCUGAACCCUCGCCUUCUCUCUCGCAACUCCACCUUCCUCCAGCAGGCCACCCCUCUGACCCGCUCCGCUUUCACUUUCACCCCCUCCGCCAAGCUCGACCUCUCGGAGACCAUGGGUGGCCGCGGCCUCUGCAACGGCGAGCGAGGCAUCCGCCACGAGCUCCAGCGGACCACCAUGGAACAGCCGCCUUCGCCUCCUCUCGCCUCCCCGCCUGCUCCUGCCCCGCCUUCUGCCGUCGGCGUGGACGAAGGCGCUUUCGAAAAGGAGCUCUUCGGCCUCACCGGAGGCUUCCCAGGCGGCGAAAGGGGCCUCAAAGACUUCAUCCAGCGGAACCCCUCUCCUUCCGAGGCAAAGGCAAGGGCGGCCGGCGAGGAGAGCAUCGCGGUGUUGCUGGCGCGGGCGAAGCCGAAUCCCCCCGAGCUUCCCCUUUUCCUGCCCGGGAUGAUCGUGAUUGUGAAGAACCCCAAGAACCCUUUCCACAUGUACAGUGGGAUCGUGCAGAGGGUCACCGACGGGAAGGCCGGUGUGCUCUUCGAAGGGGGGAAUUGGGACAAGCUCCUCACUUUCGACCUCGUCGAGCUCGAGCGAAGGGAGAAGGGGCCGCCCAUGGUGAACCCUAAGUCCGCUGUACUGGAAUCCAUACUUGAAGAAGCCUGAAUGACCUGACCAGUGAGCCUCGUCUCGCUCAUCGAUGAUUUUCAUCUCAUCUCUUCUCUUCUUUUGUCAUCUCUCCUUCCUCGUGCAAACAUUUCUUCUUCUUCAUUGCGAAAGAAAGAAAUAUGAAUUGAUUUCGCCUCGA